GCAAUACCAUGUUAAUAGAUAAACGUAAUUUUUUAAAGAAAAAAAAUGUUUAUGGGGAUGAUAGCCAGGGUAAGAAAAAGACAACUUCAGAUUACGAUCAGACCAAUGCUCUUUGCUCGCGCAUUUUUAUAGCUAAAGGAAUCAAUACAUUGAUUACUUGUGGAAAGGUAAGUGAUACUGCUGUUCUUCUGAGGUCUUCGUGUGGUCACUAUCGUAGUUCCUCUGAUUAUGUCUGUCUCUGGUCAUAUUUUACUGGUCAUUUUCCAUAUUUGAAGAGGUUCAUCAUGGGUGCUGGUUCCAUUUCGGAAUACCAGACAUUGUUAGAAUCGAUAAGUCUGCCUGUAAUGGGCGAAUGCGAGAAAGACAAAUGGAUGAUUAUGGGAGCUACAGGUUAUCUCAUUGCUGAUGUGUACAGCCGCCCAGUUUAUUUUUUUUCCAAGAAGGAGUCAAUCACCAUACUUCCAAACUGCAUUUUAAAUGAAAAUAAACCGAACCCACAACAACAGAAACAACAACAGACACAGCAACAGAAACAACAACAGACACAGCAACAGAAACAACAACAGACACAGCAACAGAAACAACAACAGACACAGCAACAGACACAGCAACAGAAACAGCAACAGACACAACAACAGACACAGCAACAGAAACAACAAAAGCAACAAAAGCACCAUUAACAACAACAACAGAAAUUAUCUCCAGUGAAAUACUGUGCAAACCCAAACGUGUCGUAGUACCACCCUCACAUAUUCCAUCAAUCGAAGCAAUAGAAGCUAUCAAAGCAAUUAAUACUCCUGACCAGCCGGAAACUGAGUUUUUUUGUCAUAAAUGCCAACAUCUCGUCUUCAGAAUUAACGAUAAGCAUAC
Mucor mucedo is the source of this 870-nucleotide messenger RNA. RefSeq lists its product as uncharacterized. NCBI's taxonomy places the organism in Eukaryota, Fungi, Mucoromycota, Mucoromycetes, Mucorales, Mucoraceae. The transcript is spliced from 7 exons. The coding region runs from base 9 to 680 and encodes 223 amino acids. The record is from RefSeq and is a predicted model, not a curated record.